Exophiala spinifera is the source of this 1080-nucleotide messenger RNA. RefSeq lists its product as uncharacterized. The record is from RefSeq and is a predicted model, not a curated record. Bases 1 to 1080 code for a protein of 359 amino acids. Gene Ontology annotation, molecular function: phosphatase activity. Lineage: Eukaryota; Fungi; Ascomycota; Eurotiomycetes; Chaetothyriales; Herpotrichiellaceae. The transcript has a single exon.
AUGGCAGAAACAUCAUCAUCGGGAGCAGCGGCAGUGGGAAUGGGAGUGGGAAUAGGAUCGACGACUCUCUCUGAACGACUGGCACCGGCGCUACCACCACCACCACCGCCACAUCCACGGCCAGUACGAGCAUGUAUCUUCGACCUAGAUGGUCUAUUGAUCAACUCGGAGACACUACUAACUGAAGCCCGCAACGCGACGCUGACGGAAGAUUACUCGCGUCCACCGAUGGAUGCGACGGUCAAGGCAAAGUUACAAGGUCGCUCGGCACAGGACUCUACGCGCAUCUUGUACGAGUCUGCACGACUGGUUCUUCCUGCAGAUGGGGAAGAAGAAGAAGUGUCAACGUCAUCAUCGUCGACGACGACAACGGCGGUGGUGACGAUCGAGGAGUUCCAAGCGAAACUGGAUAAUCGGCUACGGAAGCUGUUCAGCAGGACGGAGUUGAUGCCAGGCGUGCAGAAGUUGUUGGGAAAUCUGGCACGAGCGACGACAGCGACGACAGGAGGUGGUAGUGGUGACAAUAAGCGAAUCGAGUUGGCACUGGCUACCAGUUCGCAGGUCGCAAUGUACAACCUCAAAACGGCACAUUUGUCUGGUCCAGACGGUGUGUUGAGUCUCAUCCCUCUUCAACAUAAGGUGUUGGGUGAUGAUGAAGGGUUGAAAAAGGGGAGGGGCAAGCCGUGUCCUGAUAUCUUCCUCCUUGCUUUGGAGAGGGUGAAUCAGGCUCUGAGACAGAGCCGGCGAGAAUCAAAGGAGAAUGACAACGAGGACGGGAUUAAGCCAGAGGAGUGUCUCGUUUUUGAGGACGCCGUUGCCGGUGUGCAGGCGGCCAGGAGCGCGGGAAUGAGGGUCGUUUGGGUCCCGGAGAAGUGGUUGAGGGACAUGUAUGCCGGUAGAGAAGAGGAGGUGCUUGCUGGACGUCCAACUGGAGAGAGUAUGCGUGCGGAUGGCCAGGGAGGAGAAGAUGUGAUGAGCAUGAGUGAAGCGGCGCGUGCGAAGGAAUGGGGUGAGAUAUUGUCUACUUUGGAGGACUUCGACUAUUCGAAGUAUGGUAUUGUGCUUGGUGGUGAGCAGUGA